CCUCUCCAUGGCCGCCUCCCGCCGCGGGUAUCCUAAGUGGCUGGGGUACCGGUGUCCGCGGGUCCUCCCGGCUGCUAGGUCCCACGGUUCUUGGCGCAUGAGUAUCCUCCGAGGCGGGCCCCCAUGUACUCGGGCCAUGGCGCGCCUGGGCGCUGUGCGCUCCCAUUACUGCGCGCUGCUGCUGGCCGCGGCGCUCGCUGUCUGUGCUUUCUACUACCUGGGAUCGGGCCGGGAGACCUUCUCCAGCGCCACCAAGAGGCUAAAGGAGGCCCGCGCCGGAGCCCCCGCUGCGCCCUCGCCCCUGGCGCCGGAACUGGCGCGUGGCUCUGUGGCACCAGCCCUGGGUGCCAAGGCUAAGAGCCUGGAGGGCGGCGGGGCCGGCCCGGUGGACUACCACCUGCUGAUGAUGUUUACCAAGGCGGAACACAAUGCCGCGCUGCAGGCCAAGGCCCGCGUCGCGCUCCGCUCCUUGCUGCGCCUGGCCAAGUUCGAGGCUCAUGAGGUGCUUAACCUGCACUUCGUGAGCGAGGAGGCCAGCCGCGAGGUGGCCAAGGCCCUGCUGCGGGAGCUUCUGCCGCCCGCCGCCGGCUUCAAGUGCAAGGUCGUCUUCCAUGAUGUUGCUGUGCUGACGGACAAGCUCUUUCCCGUGGUGGAGGCCAUGCAGAAGCACUUCAGUGCUGGCUCCGGGACCUACUACAGCGACUCCAUCUUCUUCCUCUCAGUCGCCAUGCAUCAGAUCAUGCCCAAAGAGAUCCUGCGGAUAAUUCAGCUGGACCUAGACCUAAAGUACAAGACCAACAUCCGGGAAUUGUUUGAGGAGUUUGACAAUUUCCUGCCCGGCGCCAUCAUUGGCAUCGCAAGAGAGAUGCAGCCGGUAUAUAGGCACACAUUCUGGCAGUUCCGCCACGAGAACCCCAAGACCCGGGUUGGGGACCCACCCCCCGAGGGGCUACCUGGCUUCAACAGUGGGGUGAUGCUGCUAAACCUGGAGGCCAUGCGCCAGUCCCCACUGUACAGCCGCCUGCUGGAACCAGCACAGGUGCAGCAGCUGGCCGACAAGUACCACUUCCGGGGCCACCUCGGGGACCAGGACUUCUUUACCAUGAUCGGCAUGGAGCAUCCUGAGCUCUUCCACGUGCUGGACUGUACCUGGAACCGGCAGCUUUGCACCUGGUGGAGGGACCACGGCUACAGUGAUGUGUUUGAGGCCUACUUCCGGUGCGAGGGCCACAUCAGGAUCUACCAUGGGAACUGCAACACCCCUAUCCCAGAGGACUAGGUACAUUCUUGCCCACGGGCCCUCAGGUCUCUGGAUCUGGGGGAAGGCAACCUCUGAGGCUCCCAGGUGGUGUCUGAACCCUUGAGAGACACUGCAGGGACCCUUUGUGACCAGGUGCUGCCCCUCUCCCACCCUGUGGGUCACUGCCCUGAGGCCACCCAGUGAUGACUGGCCUGCACAUUGCUGGUGCUUGGGGACUUUUCCUCGGAGACAUUUCCCCGUGGGCUAGGAAGUAGGUGUUCAGAGAGAAGAAAGGAAAGAAAACCAUGCCCUUUGACCUUAGCCCCCAAAGAAUGCAAAUUUUUUAAGAAAAAAAUUUGCCUUUCUUGGACCAAAUAUAAAUUUGUUUUAAGUUGAUAGGCUUCCAUUUAGAGAGAAAGAACAAACAGAACUUCUGCAGCUCCCAGUGAGCUCCGAACCAGUGAGCCAGGGUUUUAACAGCCGGCCCCGAUGUUAAACAUCCCAGCAAAGGCCGCCCUUCCACGUGUGCACCCAGGAGGCCGUGCUCACUCCCAUGAUGCUCAGGUGGCCUGCUGCAGGCGGGAAGAUCGCCACCUCUUUACCGGCUGUGGCCCUCAUCACAAAGCUGGCCUCAUUACUGCCGCCUUCACAGGUCUUACCUCCCAGCCGCACCACACAACCUCACUAUCCCUUAUUCAUCCAUGCAGCUCCAGGCGAUCAGACUGUGCUCGGAAAUCAAAUCUGUCAUCAAAGAACAGAGGUGGGCCACCCCCAAGGACAUACAAUAGAAUUGUCCUGACCGGGAAGGCUCCUUCCGAAGAGGAGCCCAGCCGUGCGCGAGUGUGACUGUGUGGCUCUGACGGGCCACCCUUAGUCUUGUAAGCAUUCCAGUCUCCAUCUGAAGAAAUCAUGCUCCCGACUUCCUCCUUGCACCACAUCAGACCUGCACCUUCGAAAAAAUGAGGAUAUAUUUUUUAAAGUUCUUCUUUAAAUGAGUUCUCCUAUAAGUGAACUGCAAACCGGAAGCCCCUGGGGUCUAUUUUGUGGAGCCCAGUUGAAGUCCUUGGGGAAGAAAUGUUGUUGGAUUUGGAUUUUCCAUCUUACUGUCUUUCAAUUUCAUUUACUUUUUUCUUUUCAUUGUGAGUGAGAAUAGCUAAUAAAGAAUCGUGGAGAACA
This is a messenger RNA of Phyllostomus discolor (pale spear-nosed bat), 2416 nucleotides long. RefSeq names its product xyloside xylosyltransferase 1 (gene XXYLT1). The coding region runs from base 8 to 1279 and encodes 423 amino acids. Gene Ontology annotation, molecular function: UDP-xylosyltransferase activity. The transcript is spliced from 4 exons. Lineage: Eukaryota; Metazoa; Chordata; Mammalia; Chiroptera; Phyllostomidae. The record is from RefSeq and is a predicted model, not a curated record.